This is a messenger RNA of Suillus clintonianus, 1199 nucleotides long. RefSeq names its product NADP-dependent oxidoreductase domain-containing protein. The coding region runs from base 1 to 939 and encodes 312 amino acids. The transcript has 10 exons. NCBI's taxonomy places the organism in Eukaryota, Fungi, Basidiomycota, Agaricomycetes, Boletales, Suillaceae. The record is from RefSeq and is a predicted model, not a curated record.
AUGUCGACGCGAAUUCCUCUUCUUUAUGGUGCUGCUCUGUUUGGUCUACCUGGCCCAAAUUCCGCUGGAGCGCAAAUUCACACCAUUGAAGACGCCCAGAAGGCCGUAGACGUAUUCGCCAGCCAUGGCCACAAACAAAUCGAUACUUCUCGUAUAUACGGAGCUGGGAAAUCAGAGGAGUUCAUCAGCCAACUCGAUCUGAAAGGAUGUACAGUGGAUACAAAGGUCAAUCCAGCUGCGCCUGGGGACUUCGCGCCAGACAAAAUUCAGGCGUCGCUUGAAAUUUCUAUGAAGGCGCUGGGGAAGACGAAGAUCAAAACAUUCUAUUUGCACAGACCAGACAGGAGCGUUCCGAUUGAAGUUACUCUUCGAGCCAUCAACGAACUUUACAACAAAGGUCUCUUUGAGGAGUUUGGGGUGGCUGAGAUGGUUGGCAUAGCGAAAGCCAACGGAUGGGUCAGACCGACUGUAUAUCAAGGAGUCUAUAAUGCACUCGAACGAAGAGUUGAAACAGAGUUGUUGCCCUGCCUUCGGCACUAUGGGAUACGGUUCUAUGCGUAUAGUCCAUUAGCGAGCGGUUUACUUGCUGGGAGGAUUCUUUCAGAAGCGGACAUGCGAAAUGGUAGAUGGGAUCCCAACAAGUCUCGAGCUGCAGGUUUUUUUCGCGCAAAAUAUUCGCUUUUCAUGCCUAUCCUGCGAGAAUUGAAGGGUGUGCUUGACAAACAGGGGAUUCCCAUUUCCGAAGCUGCUAAUCGUUGGCUUCAACAUCACAGCCAAUUGGAGUCUAGUGAUGGCAUUAUUAUUGGUGCCAGUAACGUCGACCAACUCGAGAAUAAUCUGAAGCAACACGAGGGUGGACCACUUCCUGAUGAUGUCGUCAAGUCGCUGGAAGAUGCAUGGGGACAAGCCAAAGGCAUCGCCCCGCACUACGCGCUUUGAGUCCUAUCCUGUCAGAACUGUAUAGUAGCCUUUGGAUCGCCGUAAAUUCAUAAUAGUUUACCUUUUUGUCUCUGAUCGACGCCAAGGUUGAGGUACAUUGAGGUACUCAUUGUUGGCGUAAGUUCAAGAUUUUAGAUCGUCGCGUUGGACACAAUGCACGGUGAUGGCGAGACCCUGAAGAUCCUUCUAGGGAGCAUGUUCAGGAAACGCAAUGAGCAAAGAAUUUGGGAAUCGUGUUUUUGUAAUGAACUGGCCAUGGC